Molecule: messenger RNA, 564 nt
Organism: Strongyloides ratti
Lineage: Eukaryota; Metazoa; Nematoda; Chromadorea; Rhabditida; Strongyloididae
Product: Galectin, carbohydrate recognition domain and Concanavalin A-like lectin/glucanases superfamily domain and Concanavalin A-like lectin/glucanase, subgroup domain-containing protein
Exons: 2
Coding region: 1-564 (187 amino acids)
Molecular function (GO): galactoside binding; carbohydrate binding
Source: RefSeq, a predicted model, not a curated record
AUGCAUACUCUUCAUAAUCCUAUUGUACCAUUUGUUGAGGCAAUUCGUGAAGAAUUAUGUGUUGGAGUCAGAAUAACUAUUAAAGGUCAAAUUGCUGAACAUCACCAUCAUUCUCAAGAUUUUUCAAUUGAACUUCUCUCAGGACCAAAUAUUGUUUUUCAUGCCAAUUUUAGAUUUGAUCAUGGAUCACAUAGAGAACAUAAAUUAGUUAUGAAUAGUUGUUUUAAUGGUGUAUGGGGACAGGAAGUAAGAUAUUCAAAUCCACUUCAUCAUCAUGAUCAUUUUACAAUUGUACUAGAAGUACAUGAAUCACAUUAUACACUUGGUGUUAAUGGAUUUAAUGCUGGUUCAUUUAAUCAUAGAGUAGAUUUUAGAACUGUUCAAGCUAUUGGAAUUAGAGGUAUGGCAAAUAUUGAAAAAGUUCAUUUUGAAGGAUUUAACUUUUAUGAUAGUUGGGAUAAUGAACAUAAUUAUGGUCAUUCAGGAUAUCAUGGAUAUGGUACUGAAUAUUAUGAACCACCUAGAUUUAGUGAUGACCAUCCACAUAGACAUCAUUUUCAUUAA